This is a messenger RNA of Bursaphelenchus okinawaensis, 341 nucleotides long. NCBI's taxonomy places the organism in Eukaryota, Metazoa, Nematoda, Chromadorea, Rhabditida, Aphelenchoididae. The record is from the annotation of a GenBank genome assembly.
AUGCAGAUCAAGACGGAAAAGGGCAAGGUAGAACAGGCUUAAACUGGGCCGGGUAGGACAGGGUUGGACUGGAUUGGGCAGAACAAGAUUGGGCUGGAUUGGAAAGGACAGGAUUGGACUGAACUGGGCAGCACAGGAUUGGACUGAACUGGGCAGCACAGUAUUGGACUGAACUGGGCAGCACAGGAUUGGACUGGAUUGGGCAGGACAGGGUUGGACUGGAUUGGACAGAACAAGAUUGGGUUGGAUUGGACAGGACAUGGUUGGACUGGACUGGGCAGCACAGGGUUGGACUGGACUUAGCAGCACAGGAUUGGAAUGGAUUAAGCAGGACAGGGUAG